Messenger RNA from Lotus japonicus, 2549 nucleotides. RefSeq names its product probable inactive receptor kinase At5g58300. Bases 364 to 2334 code for a protein of 656 amino acids. Lineage: Eukaryota; Viridiplantae; Streptophyta; Magnoliopsida; Fabales; Fabaceae. Gene Ontology annotation, molecular function: protein kinase activity; protein binding; ATP binding. Gene Ontology annotation, biological process: protein phosphorylation. The record is from RefSeq and is a predicted model, not a curated record. The transcript is spliced from 3 exons.
UCCCUCUUUGCUAAUUUGUUUUUUGUUCAUAUCUCCAACUUUGAAAAAGGAAGAGAAAGAAAAAGAGCUCACUUUCCUGAAUCUUGAGCCUUUUCUUCCAUUUUUUUAUUUAUGAAGUAGGUAUCUUCACUCUUCAGUUCUUGUUUGUAGCUACUAACAAAGAAUCUCAAGCUUGAAAAAAAAUUGGUUUUAGUUUCAUACAAUUUCUUUGGAUUUGUGGGCUGCUACUAUGAUAAGCACAUGAAAUUCUCCUUUUGAAGCAUCUUCCAUAGCUUCUUCAGUGGCUGCUUCUCUAUGCUGCUUCUGUGCUCUCCCAUGAAUCCUUGUCCUUCCUCUCUGCUUACUUUCAGGAAAAUAUGAAGGAUGGCAGAGGUUACUUUGAAUUCAAUUAUCAAUAUCUUAUACCUUACAGUGAAUAAACACCCAAUGAAGUUCUACCGCCCUCCAAUACACGCUUUCCUUAUUAUCAUUGCCAUUAUUUCUCCUCUGGUUAUUGCUGACCUAAGUUCUGAUAAGCAAGCCCUUCUUGAUUUUGCCGCUGCUGUCCCCCAUCGUCGAAACCUGAAGUGGGACUUAAAUACCUCAAUUUGUAAAUCUUGGGUAGGCAUCAUUUGCAAUCCAAAUGGUACUCGUGUAGUAUCGGUCCGGCUCCCAGGAAUUGGACUAGUAGGCACCAUCCCGGCCAAUACACUCAGCAAGCUUGACUCAGUCAAAACUAUCAGCCUUCGCUCCAACCUGCUCAGUGGAAGUCUACCUCCUGGUAUCACUUCUCUUCCUUCGCUGCAAUACCUCUACCUUCAGCAUAAUAACCUUUCUGGUGAUAUACCUACCUCACUGUCAACCCAGCUCAAUGCCCUUGUUUUGUCGUACAAUUCCUUCACCGGUGGCAUUCCAAAGACAUUGCAAAACUUAACGCAACUAAGUAGAUUGAGCCUCGAGAACAACUCCCUAUCUGGGCCAAUACCUGCUCUUGAUGUCACUAAGCUCAAGCAUUUGAAUUUAAGCUACAACCAUUUCAAUGGCUCUAUCCCUGCAGCUCUUCAGGUUUUCCCAAAUUCUUCGUUUGAAGGGAACUCUCUAUUAUGCGGAUUACCUCUAAAGUCAUGUUCUGCAGUCCCUCCUACAUCUCCUCCUACUUCGACUCCGGCCCCACCGUCAACUCCUCCAAGACAUAGCUCCAAAAAUAAACUGAGUAAGGUAGCCAUCAUUGCAAUUGCCGUUGGUGGAGCUGUGCUGUUGAUUUUUGUAGCUCUUGUCAUUUUCUUUUGCUGUUUAAAGAAAAAAGAUGAUAGAAGCCCCAGAGUAGGUAAAGAUAAGGGUCCCAGUGGUGGGAGGACUGAAAAGCCGAAAGAAGAGUUUGGAAGUGGGGUGCAAGAAGCUGAGAAAAACAAGCUGGUUUUCUUUGAAGGCUCCUCUUAUAAUUUUGAUCUUGAAGAUUUGCUGAGGGCUUCAGCCGAAGUUCUUGGAAAGGGUAGUUAUGGUACUGCAUAUAAGGCUAUCUUGGAGGAGUCAACAACAGUUGUGGUGAAAAGGUUGAAAGAAGUUGUAGUAGGCAAGAAGGAAUUUGAACAACAGAUGGAGAUUGUGGGAAGGAUAGGACAGCACCCAAAUGUGCUGCCUCUUCGCGCUUAUUAUUAUUCAAAAGAUGAGAAGCUUUUGGUUUAUGACUAUGUCCCAAAUGGCAGUCUAUCUUCUCAGUUGCAUGGUAGUAGAGCAGGUGGAAGAGUUCAAUUAGAUUGGAACUCCAGAGUAAAAAUCUCACUUGGAAUUGCCAGAGGAAUUGCUCACUUACAUUCAGUUGGCGGUCCGAAAUUCACACAUGGAAAUAUCAAAGCCUCAAAUGUCCUCCUCAACCAUGACAACGAUGGCUGCAUUUCUGAUUUUGGCCUGACCCCGCUCAUGAAUGUUCCUGCAACACCUUCUAGAGCUGCAGGCUAUCGUGCUCCCGAGGUGAUUGAAACCCGGAAGCACACUCAUAAAUCAGACGUGUACAGUUUUGGUGUGAUCCUUCUGGAAAUGCUUACAGGGAAAGCACCACAACAGUCUCCAGGACGUGAUGACAUGGUUGAUCUCCCUAGGUGGGUCCAGUCUGUUGUUAGGGAGGAGUGGACGGCCGAGGUAUUUGACGUGGAGCUAAUGAGGUACCAAAACAUAGAAGAAGAAAUGGUGCAAAUGUUGCAAAUCGGCAUGGCAUGUGUGGCGAAGGUUCCAGAUAUGAGACCAAACAUGGAGGAAGUAGUGAGAAUGAUAGAAGAGAUCCGGCAAUCUGACUCAGAGAACCGGCCAUCUUCUGACGAUAACAAAUCCAAGGACUUAAAUGUUCCAACACCAUGAUUAACCUUUUUUCUUGUGUUCAAAACACAUUGAAUUCAAUGGUAUAUAAGAGUGCAUGAAACAGUUGUCUCAGAUGGAAUUACUUUUGUUUUGUUCAGUAGGAAGGUUUAUUUUCUUGAUAUUCUUCUGUAUUAAAGUUGUGAAUUUGUGAUUCAAUUCAUGAUCAUUCAAGAACAAUUUAUUGAUCUUUUUUUAACUGUUAUGCUGGUUGUUGA